Brienomyrus brachyistius is the source of this 6106-nucleotide messenger RNA. RefSeq names its product calmodulin regulated spectrin-associated protein family, member 3 (gene camsap3). Lineage: Eukaryota; Metazoa; Chordata; Actinopteri; Osteoglossiformes; Mormyridae. The coding region runs from base 396 to 4559 and encodes 1387 amino acids. The transcript is spliced from 19 exons. Gene Ontology annotation, molecular function: spectrin binding; calmodulin binding; microtubule minus-end binding. The record is from RefSeq and is a predicted model, not a curated record. Gene Ontology annotation, biological process: neuron projection development; cytoplasmic microtubule organization; negative regulation of microtubule depolymerization. Gene Ontology annotation, cellular component: microtubule minus-end.
AUUGACGUCCCCGUGGAUCACCUGGAAUUCGGUCAGUCAUCGAAGGGGUUCGGCACUCGCUGCGCGACGCAGAAAUCGCACCGCGAUGGGCGGACGGUGAAAUGGGGUCAAAAUAUAUAUAGUUUUUUUUUUUGUAUUAAAUGGACCUUGGGCAUUCGCUUAAGGAAUAUAUUAUCUCUUAAAAGGGCUCCAACGGAUUUCUUUUUCUGGAUUUAAAAGAGACAUUUUUCAAAGCCCGAAAAGCGGCGUUUUUUUGUACCGAACCGCAUACGCUUCCGAUGCCUUGUAAUGCGAAGAGAAUGACUGCUUAAUUCCUUGUUUUUUUUUUUUUUUUUGUACGACACUACCUCCCGAUCCUGUUCGCCCCUGCCGGUAGCCCGUCCACGGAUCUUGCUAUGGUGGAUUCCAAUGCGAUGAAGAGGACUUUCGUGGUCCCGGACAUCAAGCCUUUGGAUCAGUACGAUUUGACUAGGGCGAAAAUAUGCGCCAGUUUGGGCUGGCUUCUGUCUAAAGCGUACGGCAGUGCAGAGAACGUGCCUGUGGAGCUGCGGGACCCCUUCUACAGUGACCAGUAUGAACAGGAGCACAUCAAGCCCCCCGUCACGCACCUUCUGCUAUCUUCUGAGCUGUACUGCCGGGCCUGCGGCCUGCUGCUAGGAGGCCACUCUGGGGCUCCGGCGCCCCCUAGAGACAACCCUGCCCUCCUGCAGCUCCUCUCCAAGAGGGGCGUGGCCCCAAAGGACCAGGAUGUCCCAGUGACAGAGGCCGACCUUCGACAGAAGCCUAUCAAGAUGAGUGCCCACUUGGCAGUGAUGGACGCCCUGAUGGCCGUGGGCGCCACGGAGACCCUGAAGGCGGCGAAGAUGCCAAGCAAGGUCGAGCAGCCGGGAGGCAAGCCUGAAUGGGAAAAAGCCCUUCUCUACUGGGUCAACCGGUUGAACCAGAGACUCAGAGAGAGUGAAGAACUGACCAAGAGACCUCAUCCCAGCCCAGACUUACAGCCUGUACAGCCUGCUUGCUCGACCCGCUGGUACUGGAAGCUUGUUCCUAGGGCCUUCACGGUUUGCGUGAGGGAGCCGAAGGACACGAAGGCAGCGAAUCGUUACAGGAAGGAUAAGAUGGCACCCAGACACCCCCCUAGUUUCCCAGUAGUGGCCGGUGUGAAGGACCUCGCUAAUGGCUGUGCACUUGCAUCACUCAUCCAUUACUACUGCCCCAGACUGCUGCAUCUAGAAGAUCUGUGUUUGAAGGACGCAAUGUCCGUGGCAGAUAGCCUUUACAACCUGCAGCUGAUUCGGGAUUUUUGCGAUGGCUGCUUGCAUAGCUGCUGCCCCCUAUCUCUGGAGGACCUACUCUACACCCCACCGCCACUCCAGGCCAAUAUCUUGAGCUUUGUGGCAGAGCUGCUGAACUGGUUUGAAGUGCGCCGGCCCGAGUUUGUCCAACCGCUAGAACCUCUGGACCUGGAAGAUACCUCUGGGCUGAAUGACUGCAUUACCCAGAACAGCGGCAGCAACAGUGCCUCUCCCUCCCCGUUCAAAGCGCCCUUUCUGCCCGUCUCCUCACCCAUGACCCCAGAAGGAUUCGGGAAAACAUGGACUAAGAAGCCAUUUAGUCGUCCCCUCUCCUCUGCCGUCUCCUUCAGCAUCCCGUUCGGCCUGGACAGUGACGUGGAGGUGGUGAUGGGCAAUCCCGUCGCCUCUAUCACCCGUUCCGCGAGCUCCGACUGCCUGAAUCCCACCAGCCGGCCCGCCUACACGCCACCGGAGGACCUCAGCCAGCUCCUGGACCAUGAACCGGGGCCCGCUGGGCCCCAGGCAUCACACCGGGCCUCAUGGAGCACACAUGCACGCCCCACCCGGGCUUUGGAGAACGGACUGGGCGAGGGGGUGGACCUGCCCACCAUUGAGGAGGCGCUGCAGAUCAUCCACAAUGAGAGCAAGCUGGAGCCUCGACUGCACCCCGACGGAGCCCCCGACGGCUUCUACUUGCACUCCCCCGAUGGCAGCCCAGCCCCCCUCAGCUCCUCGGCCCCAGCCCAUCCGGGUAUCCUGUGUCGUGCUGGGGAAGAUCGGGAGUUGGGCCGGAGGCGGAGCCGGCGAACCUCGGAGGGCUCUCGGGACGACGACUCGGUCCUGCGGGAUGGCAGUGUGGACUCUGAUGCUUCUGAGGAUCUCCCCAAGACCCAGGGGGUCACGCCAGUGGAUGCUGUGACUCCGCUGGGCCGUCCAUCGGAACCCCAUGGCGACGAUGGCCCCGACAGUGGCGUGCGGAUGACCACCUUCGCAGAGCGUAAGAAGAAGCUGGUGCCGGACACGCCCACCGGCGAGGCUCCGCCCACUCCCAUGACCACCUGGGCCCAGAAGUCGGAGGAAAGUCCUGGCAAGAGCCCCGCCCUCAACACGGAGAUGUCGGAGCUGGGGGCGCGACUGGAGGAGCGGCGCCGGGCCAUCGAGGCCCAGAAGAAGCGCAUUGAGGCCAUCUUUGCCAAGCACCGGCAGAGACUGGGGAAGAGCGCCUUCCUACAGCUGAAACGGGAACAGCAGCCAGACGAGGAUCCGGCGGCCGAGGGCCCGGACGAGCCGGACGGAGCAGUUUCGCAGGCGGGAGAGGAGCCGGCACAAGACCAGAAGAGUCCUGUGCCAGUAGAAGCCCCGCCCACUCUGGAGAAGCAGGUGACCUUCUCAAUGGGGCCGGCGCCGCUGGGCGAGUACAACAGCGCGGUGUCCAAACUGAGCGCCGCACUGAGCUCACUGCAGACUGACAUGCAGCGGCUGUCCGAGCAGCAGAACCAGCUGCUCCGCAAAAAAGGGGCCCGUACUGCCCCCGGCACACAGGCCUGGGUCAUCCCGGCCGACAGCAAGCCCGCUGGCGCGGGGCCGCGAUUCGCCAGGGAGCCGGCUCGUGAUCACCCGGUGGCCGCCUCCUCCGCAUCCCCCUCCCCUUCCCGCAAGGCCACACCCUCCAAGUCCCCACAGGCCUCCCACCGCAGGGCCCAGUCGGCACCCCCCAAAAGCCCCAAGCAGCAGCACCAUUCCCGGCCCGUGGAGCUGAAAUUCCCCCCCCUGACGCGCGUCCUGACCCCCCCCCAGAACGUGGACACGCUACCCCACCUGCGCAGGGUGUCCCCCCGCCAGUGCAAGGUGCAGACCACGUCCUCUUUCAGCCUGGGUGGGGACUGCCCCCUGGAGCCCCCUGGGCGGCUACUCGAUGACAGCGUAUCGGAGACGGGCUCCAGUGAGGAGCCCACAGCAGUCCUCUUGGACCUGGACGGGCUGGCCAGGCGAGAGCCGGGGAUCAGCGGCGGCUCCGGGGCCCCGUCCGAGUGCUCCUUUGAGAGUGACGGGUCGGCGCCAUUUGGGGGCAAACGCAGCAGCCUGAUCGAGAUCCCACUGUCCUCUCUGCGGGGCGAGGAACCCGACGACGCCACCGACGGCUUCUCCGACUCCAUGAGUGACCAAACGGAGCCCGAGCAGAGGGCUGGCGUUGGUUUCUUCUUCAAGGAGGACGAGACGCGGCCAGAGGAUGAGAUGGCGCAGAGGAGAGCCGCCCUGCUGGAGAGGCAGCAGAAGCGCGCGGAGGAGAUGAAGAGGAGGAAACAGGAACAGGAGAAGGAGAGGGAGGCCAGACUGGCUGCCUUGGAUGGCUCCCGCACCCCGGGCGCAGAAGACCGACCCCCGUCGGCCAUCACCCCCCCGCCAACCCGCACCCCGCCCCCCGAGGGUACCCCCCAGCGCAGAGGUGACUUCACACGGCAGGAGUACCAGCGGCGGCAGCAGCUGAAGAUCAUGGAGGACCUGGACAAGGUGCUGCGGCAGAAGCCCACCACCGUACGCGCCGUCAAGAAGCAGCGGCCCAAGACCGUGUUUCGGGACGACUCGGUCCUGUCCCGCAGCCCCGCCAAGGGCUCAAUCGGCUCUAAGCUCAACAAGGUGUACUCCCACUCCACUCUCAGCCUGUCCACCAUGGCCAACGACACAGGAAACAGUGGGACUCUGACCGUCAGGAAAUCUCCCAGCCGAUCUCAUUCGCCUGCAAGGCUGAUGUCACCAAGCCGACUGGCCAGUCAGAAUGGUGACAAGGACUGGGAUGUCGCUUCCACGGUGUCUUCGCCAGCCUCCGUCCCAGAAUACACUGGACCCAAGCUCUACAAAGAGCCCAGCUUCAAGUCCAACAAGUUCAUCAUCCACAACGCCAUCUCCCGGUGCUGUCUGGCCGGCAAGGUCAACGAGGCGCAGAAAAAGAAGAUCGUAGAGGAGAUGGAGAAGUGCACGGCCAACCACUUCCUGAUCCUGUUCCGGGAUUCCAGCUGCCAGUUCCGUGCCGUCUACACCAUGAACCCCGAGACGGAGGAGCUGGUCCGGCUGGCUGGCACUGGGCCCCGCGUGCUUUGCUCCUCCAUGGUGGAGUCCAUCUACAAAUACAGCUCGGACCGCAAGCAGUUCACUGCCAUCCCAUCCAAGACCAUGUCCAUGAGCGUGGAUGCUUUCACUAUCCCGGCCCACCUGUGGCAGAGCAAGCGGCCCGGCACCCCUAAGAAGCCCAGCACCCCCAAGUAAUGACGUUGUGCCCCCCCACGCAUCCAUGCACUGCGAUACCCAUUCAAGCACUUGGAUUUGAUGAUUCUUCCCCCCUUGAAUGUAUGGCAACUAAUCAGGUCCGCUCUUCCUGUUCCUGUUUUUUGAAGUGACCAAUCAGGACUGGGGGGAGGGGAACAUAGUCUUAAUACUGAAGAUUUUUUUUUUUCCCCUUCGGGUAAUGUUUGUAAUAAGCAAAUUAAUGAGCUGUAUAUGGUAGGGCUAAUGCUGCCUCUGAUUCAGUGGCCAUAGGGCACCAACCGAGGGUGGAUCAACCCUACAUACUGGCAGUUUUUAUACUACAUUUGAACUUGCAAUCUUUAAUAUUCAGAUAACGGAUAAAAGACCCCGUUUGUCUUUCUUUUAUCUCCCCCCCCAUCAUUCCUUUGUAUGAUGACUGGAAAGUUUAAGAGGAAGUUUAACAUGUACCGGGUAACUCAACUGGAAAAUGAAGGACUUCCAUGCAAAUAAGCUCAUUAACUAGGUGAAGAUGAAAAGACGUAAAAAAAACGAGUAUGGAGGAAUAUAUGUAUAUAAGGUUAUGUAGUGGUUAAUGUUUCACUCCCCAGACCCCCCCGUUUGGGACGGUAAUUUCUAUAGAUGCAGCAGGAUUCUGGAAGGUGUGGUUGAGCCAACUACGGGGUUAGUGUGAAUGGACACGUGUGUGUGUGUGUGACAUGUGGAAUUGUGUGUUGCUGUAGCAUUUACUCUCCUAUAGCGAUGCUGCAGCAUGUUGGCUAACUGCCCCCCCCCCACCUUCAAGGGCUUCUUAGCAGAAAUGUGUGAGGUGCAUCCCUGGAUUAACUGGAUUCCUUCCUGGCUGCCCCCCUCCCCCAUUCUGGUGUGUCCCUGUCACCAGUGUGAUGACCCCCAGUCAGUACAUCUGGGUCACCAUGAGAGAGAUACCUUCUCUCUCCUAGUCUCAAAGGCCCAGGGCGUUAUUGUGGAAAAUGUGAUGGAUGAAAGUGUCCAGAAGCUGUACUGGUUACAGGGUCUCAACCCGCUCCUUAAUCCUGCCUUGCACCGUGGGCACUGCCAAAUACCGGCCUCCCCUGCGGACCCCCCCCUCCUGCCCACCCGUCCCCCCCGGGGGUGUCCGCUGUCCAGUCCUACCCUGCCUACUGUCCACUGCCCCUCUUGUUCAACCUUGGCCUAAGGAUCGAGUUUGCUGUUUGGAUGUUGGCUCUCGUGCGUGCGUGAGUAUGUAUGUGCGUGUGUGUAUUUGGGUGGGCGGGGCUUGUCGAACGGACUGGAUUCUGUGCAAUUCUCCCAUGAAAUUAUCUCACCUGGAAAUGUAUUUAUUGGUGAAAAAGUAGAUACGACUUGUUGUUUUCUGUUUAACACUUUAUUUAUGUCGGUCAUGGUACUGGUUUCAUGUUGGACAUAUGACUGGUAUUCCCCCCUCCCAUUUUUUCUUUUUUUUUCCUCUUUUUUUUUUCGUUUGCUUUGUCAAAAUGCAUGAAUGCUGACAGGGAAAACCCCCCCUGCAUUGUGUUCGCUCCGAAUCGAAUAAAAAUUCAUCCGGCCUA